Messenger RNA from Cyprinodon tularosa, 1086 nucleotides. RefSeq names its product spermatogenesis associated 17 (gene spata17). Lineage: Eukaryota; Metazoa; Chordata; Actinopteri; Cyprinodontiformes; Cyprinodontidae. The transcript is spliced from 7 exons. Gene Ontology annotation, biological process: mitotic cell cycle; spindle organization; establishment of meiotic spindle localization. The coding region runs from base 1 to 834 and encodes 277 amino acids. Gene Ontology annotation, cellular component: spindle pole. Gene Ontology annotation, molecular function: protein binding. The record is from RefSeq and is a predicted model, not a curated record.
AUGAACUUUGUGGACUGUUGUGAGAAGAACCACCUGUGUCUCAACAGCAGUAAGACCAAGGAUAUGGUGAUCGACUUCAGGAGAAGACCCUCACCUCAUUUCCCCAUGAAUAUCCAGGGGCAGGACAUAGAAAUGCAAGCAGAGGAGAACAGACAGAAGGAGUCGCAGGCUGCGAUCAAAAUUCAGAGCUGGUUCCGAGCCUGCAGGGUGCGGGCGUACCUCAGGCAUCUGCAAAAGAAUGCAAUUAUUAUACAGAAGACAUGGCGGGGCUUUGCAGCAAGGGCACGUGUCAGACAAAUGGUGAAGGAGGCAUAUUUUACCAUGAAGAUGAAUUACUACAACGAGAUGGAAGUCAGGAUUUCGAAAACGUGGAGAGGAUUCUAUGUAAGGAAGCAUAUCCUCGACUUUUAUGCCCGGAAACGCUAUCUGGAGCAAAUUCUUAUAAAGAAUGAGCUUAUAAGAAAAGAGCUGGAUGAGAUCGAGGAGGCCCAGAAAAAAGAGAGAGAACAUCUAAAGGCUGUUAAAGAGCAGACAACCAAACUCUACCAAGCUCAUAAAUUGCACCAUCUCAUGGGCACAAGCCAGAUUCCUGGGGUGUUUCACUCUCAGCCCGAGAUGGAACUUCUUUUGAGGCAACUUAAGUAUCAUCCCUGUACCAGCCAGCCUCACAAAGACAAAACUCCCGGGAGUGUUUGUGAAUCAGUGAGACUUAGUUUCUCUGGUUCGCUACAAAACAAAGGAACAACUCCACCAGAACCUGGGACCAGUCUACCUGUAAUUGCCAAAAAGACACACAAGGCAAAGAACAAAAGUGCAUGUAUGUCAAGAAAAUAGGAGCGUCAUUAGCAAAAGCUGUUAAAGAAUCAGUAUCUACAUGUGCAAAAAUGUCAAUUUGUUGCUCCAAGUUUUUAAAAUAAAGCUCCUCCAAUGUUCUCAUGUUACAUGAUGUUUAACACAAAAGCUGAACUAAGGCCAAUAUUUGUUUAAUUUUAUUAACAGCACUUGGAACAUUAGUAAGGACACAAUUCCAGAAACAUUUUGAAGAUUUUGUGUUACGAUUAGUUUUGCCAUUAAAGGAUCAUAACA